This is a messenger RNA of Prosopis cineraria, 1406 nucleotides long. RefSeq names its product cytochrome b561 domain-containing protein At4g18260-like. The coding region runs from base 57 to 866 and encodes 269 amino acids. The record is from RefSeq and is a predicted model, not a curated record. Gene Ontology annotation, molecular function: transmembrane monodehydroascorbate reductase activity. NCBI's taxonomy places the organism in Eukaryota, Viridiplantae, Streptophyta, Magnoliopsida, Fabales, Fabaceae. The transcript is spliced from 4 exons.
AAUCAUAUUCCCUAUAGCUAUAGCAACCAUAUCCAAGUGCCUUAGGCUUCUCAAAAAUGUUUAUAUCUUCCUCUCCUUUCUGCAUUUUCCUCCUUUUUGCUUCUUCUCUUUCUCUUCUUCCUUCCACUUUCUGCUCUCAUCUUCACCACUCUUCUCACUUCUUAACUCACAACAUCACUAAUAUUCACCACUUUCCCAAGGUGAGCAGUGAGAAGAUAUCUGAUAUUACAAUCCAUGGAUUCUUGCUGUGGGCUUCAAUGGGAUUGUUUAUGCCUCUUGGCAUUCUUAUUAUCAGAAUUUCAAUCACUCAAGAACCUUCAUCAGCCAGAACUGCACUUCUCUUCUAUCUCCAUGUUGCUUUCCAGAUGAUUUCAGUGUUGCUGACUACGAUUGGAGCAGCCAUGUCUCUGAAGAAGUUUGAGAAUUCAUUUGAUAACAGCCAUCAAAGACUUGGUCUUGCACUUUAUGCUGCUGUUCUGCUACAAGUCUUCCUUGGGGUUUUUAGGCCUCACAGGGGAAAGAAAGAGAGAAGUUAUUGGUACAUUAUGCAUUGGAUAGUGGGAACAACAGUUUCACUUGUGGGGAUUAUCAACAUCUACACAGGCUUAAGAGCCUACCAUAAGAGAACCUUAAAAAGCACUACCCUUUGGACUAUCCUUUUCACACUACAAGUCUCAAUCUUUGCUUUGCUUUUUCUCCUCCAAGACAAAUUGGAUUACUUGAAAAAGCAAACACUCAUUCUACCCACUUCCAUUCAUCAUUCUCCACCAAUUGUCUCCUCCAUUAAUCCUCACAAUCAUACCCACAAAGAGUUGAUUCCAGUCUCUUCUGCAAAAUCAAAUGCACUUGCAAGCUUGUUUGACUAAUACUCCUUCUCUUCUAUUCCUAACAUAAACUAUGGUGGAUCUUGUCUGAAGAAUGAUUCGCACUUUUUAUGGGUCAUAAUAGUGUGACUUAUUGGAUUUUUUAUAUUAUACAUAGGUGAUUGAUAUUAAAAAUCUGACCCUAAGAUAAAUAGAUUAAGUCAAUAAAAAAUAAACAUAUAAGUGUGUCAAGUAAAAUUUUUAGCGACGCUUACUUUGACAUGCUUACAUAUUUAUUUUUAUUUGGCUUGAUUUGCUUAGUAUUCUUUCUUUUCAAAAUAUUGGGAUUGGUUCUUUUUUACUUUAUCUUGUUGGUGUCUUCUUUUAUGUUAGUUGAAGUGGUCUUACUGAGGCAAACUUUGAUGGAGUGCACUCAUCAUCAGAAAGUGAAGCUCUGUUAUCAUGCUUCUACUUUUCCCUGGGAUUUUUUUUAAUGUACACUCUUUUUAAUUAAAUUUGUAUCAUGAUGAAUGUUAUUCAUAGAUGAUUGUGAUGUUACCAGUACCUUGUGAGCUUGUCAUUAUAUCUAGAGCAAGUUAAAUA